Xiphophorus couchianus (Monterrey platyfish) is the source of this 1625-nucleotide messenger RNA. It is a transcript of the gene pxdc1b, whose product is annotated as PX domain containing 1b. The transcript has 5 exons. The coding region runs from base 227 to 928 and encodes 233 amino acids. The record is from RefSeq and is a predicted model, not a curated record. Lineage: Eukaryota; Metazoa; Chordata; Actinopteri; Cyprinodontiformes; Poeciliidae. Gene Ontology annotation, molecular function: phosphatidylinositol binding.
ACUGACGGGUUGAGCAAACCCUCCUCUUUCUGCUCCUCCUGCUGCCGCUCCUCUCUCUCUCUCUCUGCUGCAGCUGUCCGACGCUCUCAGAGGGCAGACGGAAAACUUCCCCAAGUUGUCUUUUCCUCCUGCGGCGCAGCGUUUAGGUUUCGGAACUGGUCACCUCCACCACAGCCCCCUGCGGCAGCAGCCCCGGCAUGCCGGACUUAAACGCCUGAAGGGCGGGAUGGCAUCGGCCGUGUUUGAAGGCACGUCUCUGGUCAACAUGUUUGUCCGGGACUGCUGGGUUAACGGGAUCCGGAGGCUCAUCAUCAGCCAGCGCGGAGAGGAAGAGGAGUUCUUCGAGAUCCGAACCGAGUGGUCCGACAGGAACAUUUUAUACUUGCAUCGGAGUUAUUCCGACCUGGGGCGGCUCUUUAAGAGACUGCUGAAGUCCUUUCCGGAGGACAGAAAGGACUUAUCUAAAUCUCCGCUGAUAGAAGGUCUGGUAAAAAUCAAAGAUGCACAUGACAUUGAGGAGAAGUUGAAUGAGGUGGAAAGACUUCUAAAGAAUGCCAUCAACAUGCCAUGCAAGUUUUCCAGGUCGGAGGUGAUGUUGACUUUCUUUGAACGCUCGCCGCUGGACCAGGUGCUAAGGAAUGACAAAGUCCACAGAAUCCAGCCGUGCUUUCAGAGUCCAAUCAACAUAUCAGAAAUCAUGCGGUCGAACGGAUUCUGUCUGGCCAACACAGAAACUAUUGUAUUUGAUGAUAGUAUACCAGAGGAAAAAGAAAGACCGUCGUCCACAGACUCUGGAGAGCACACGUACGAAGACGGAACAGAAUUUUUGCCAAUGGAAGCAGACGUGUGCGAGGAGGAAACAGAAGCGUAUGUCACCAACCUCUCCUACUACCAUCUGGUCCCAUUUGAAACAGACAUCCUGGAAUGAACACUUGUGGAUGGAUAUUUCUCCUUCAGCUGAACUGAACUAUGCAACUCUGCAGAUAGCUGCUCCAGUUCAAUGUUGCUGCUCCUGAAUGCAACAGUUUCCUGAGUUGGUGAACUUUGGAAGAAUGCCGCAACAUCACCACUUCAUUCCCUUUAUGGGACAUCACCAGUGUGCCUCAUUUGGAUUCCUAACUCUUUAUCAUAUGUGUUACAGAUCUGAUGGUUUCAGCUAGACUAAGACAUUUCCUUAAGAUGCUAUCAUCCACUUUAACAGGACAAAAACCGAUCAGCAUUUGUAGUAAACUUCAGGUUGGGGGAACCACACAUCAGUUGAAGUUUCAAUACAGCUGUAAUUUAUUGGACCAUUCAGUGUUAAUGUAAUUGACCAGCAAUCAAUUUUAUUGACUGGGCUGUUUUAUCCUUUCUGGAUUGCACUUUUAAACUGCUAACCUGCUUUGCUAAGACAUUCGUGAUGGAAUUCAUUGUCUGCUCUCCAACCAACAUGACUUUCAAUUUUCUAUCAUGUUAUUGUUUGCUUUCAUUGUGUCUCAUUUGAGGAGAUCAUUUGCAGUGUAAAUAUAUUUCAAUGAAGUUAACUAAUUAUUAAGUUGUUUAAUAACCUUGAAACAAUUCAGUGUUAGAUUCAGAUUAUCACUCAGAGAUUUUGUCUGACAAAUAAAUAUGUUUUCAAUAAAUCA